Messenger RNA from Pocillopora verrucosa, 1389 nucleotides. The record is from RefSeq and is a predicted model, not a curated record. Lineage: Eukaryota; Metazoa; Cnidaria; Anthozoa; Scleractinia; Pocilloporidae.
UGUGGUCUUGGUGGAUGUGGAAAAACCACCUUAGCAGCUCAAUACGCUUGGAAGCAUAAACCACAAUACGAGGGAAGCGUAUUUUGGUUCUCCAUGGAAGAUGAAGAGAAGUUUGAAAGUUGUGUGAAUGACCUCGCGAUACGUUUAGGACUGAUGAAAAACUCAUCAGAUUUAACAUUGAAACACAUUCUAACAUUUAUAUCGCAGCAAGAAAAGCGGUGGCUAAUGGUUCUUGACAACGUCGACCAGCCACUGCUUUCUGUAAAAAUGCGUAUAGUUUUGAAAGGAAAAUGGAAAAGGGAGACAAAUGGUCACAUAUUGAUAACAACAAGGCGUGAAAAGAAAGAAAUUUGUCAGUGUGUGGAUCUUGAGCCAAAUUGUUGUGUAGAAAUCACCCCUUUCUCUAUCGAAGAAGCAAAAGAGUUUCUCUUGAGUCGUUGCAGCGGUGAAAAUGCUUCAGACCAGGAGGAUACGCUAAAUGAGCUGGUUGAUCUGCUUGGUUGUCUUCCUCUUGCCUUGGAGCAGGCUGGUGCACAUAUUAGAUCUCUUGAGUGCUCUGUAAAAAAAUAUCUGGAACAAUUCAGACUCGAAAGGUUAAAGCUGGUACGCGAGCAUGAGGCAAAUUCCUUGAGCGAGUAUGACUCAACGAAUCGUCUUUCAGUCCACACUACAUGGUUACUGAACUUUGACCACGUGAGGAGCUCAAGAUAUGGAGAAAUUGCAACCAGAUUCGUACAGGCGGCAGCUUUCCUUGAUCCAGAUGAAAUCCAGGAACGACUUAUUAAUACAGAGAUUCUUUUCUCUGACAUUGUUGCUGAAAACAAAACAGAACUCCCCCUCACGAAUAACCAUAUAGUAGAAGUCUUGACCAAGUUUUCACUUUUUCAGAGGAAGUCUGUUGGAUGCAUGAGAGUACAUCGCCUAGUGCAGCAUGUUAUUCGUGGUACAAUGACACCACAAGAAGUCGAAAAAGCAAUAUACAGAACAUUUCAGUUGCUAAAGAAGGCCGCUCAAUCAGCUGGUGAAUCAGCAACAAAUAACUCUCUCUUCUCCAUUAUUCGUAACUGGUUGGCAUUGAAGCGACAUAUUGAGGAACAAGUCAGAGCUACACCGGAUGACUUAUCGGCUAAGAAAUUAGCGAUAUUGAUGAACAGCGGUAAUAGAGAAAUUGUGCUGGAAGUUGCUCGUACUCUAGAGGGGUUAACGCAAACUUUAGAAAACCGUCGUGGACUGUCAGCGUUGCUAGAUACCGACUACGACAGGUGUCUCGAUUGCCCUCAGGAUCACCCUCAAGACCGUCCCCAAGAUCACCCUCAAGACCGUCCCCAGGAUCGCCCUCAGGAUCGCUCUCAGGAGCUUCCUUUGGAUCGCCCCAAGAAUGGUCCUUAG